GGGGGCGGCGGCGGAGGGAAAGCCGUCGCCGCUCCCGCCUUGGGGCCGAGCGGGGGUGCCGGUCGCCCCGCAUCGUCCCCCAAGUCGCCUCCUUGCCCUCUGGGGCGGGUGCCGUUCUCGCUUGAAGCACUACCCCCAGCUCCAUGAAUGGAAAUCGGCUCCGCAGGACCCGUUGGGGCCCAGCCCCUACUCAUGGUGCCCAGAAGACCUGGCUAUGGCACCAUGGGCAAACCCAUUAAACUGCUGGCUAACUGUUUUCAAGUUGAAAUCCCAAAGAUUGAUGUCUACCUCUAUGAGGUAGAUAUUAAACCAGACAAGUGUCCUAGGAGAGUUAACAGGGAGGUGGUUGACUCCAUGGUUCAGCAUUUUAAAGUAACUAUAUUUGGAGAUCGGAGGCCAGUUUAUGAUGGAAAAAGAAGCCUUUACACGGCAAAUCCACUCCCAGUGGCAACUACUGGGGUAGAUUUAGAUGUUACAUUACCUGGGGAAGGUGGAAAAGAUCGCCCUUUCAAGGUGUCGAUUAAAUUUGUCUCUCGGGUGAGUUGGCACCUAUUGCAUGAAGUACUUACAGGCCGGACCUUGCCCGAGCCACUGGAAUUAGACAAGCCGAUCAGCACGAACCCUGUCCAUGCCGUCGAUGUGGUGCUACGCCAUCUGCCCUCCAUGAAGUAUACGCCUGUAGGGCGUUCCUUUUUCUCAGCUCCAGAAGGAUAUGAUCACCCUCUGGGAGGGGGCAGGGAAGUAUGGUUUGGAUUCCAUCAAUCUGUUCGGCCUGCCAUGUGGAAAAUGAUGCUUAAUAUUGAUGUUUCUGCCACUGCCUUCUACAAAGCACAACCUGUAAUUCAGUUCAUGUGUGAAGUUCUUGACAUCCAUAAUAUUGAUGAGCAACCAAGACCUCUGACUGAUUCUCAUCGGGUAAAAUUCACCAAAGAGAUAAAAGGUCUGAAGGUUGAAGUGACUCAUUGUGGAACAAUGAGACGGAAAUACCGUGUUUGUAAUGUAACAAGAAGGCCUGCCAGUCAUCAAACCUUUCCUUUGCAAUUAGAAAAUGGCCAAACCGUGGAGAGAACAGUAGCACAGUAUUUCAGAGAAAAGUAUACUCUUCAGCUGAAGUACCCCCACCUUCCCUGUUUGCAAGUGGGGCAGGAGCAGAAACAUACCUACCUGCCACUAGAAGUCUGCAACAUUGUGGCAGGGCAGCGGUGUAUCAAGAAGCUCACAGACAAUCAGACUUCCACCAUGAUCAAGGCAACAGCAAGAUCUGCGCCAGAUAGACAGGAGGAAAUUAGCAGAUUGGUAAGAAGUGCAAAUUAUGAAACAGAUCCAUUUGUUCAGGAGUUUCAAUUUAAAGUUCGGGAUGAAAUGGCCCAUGUAACCGGACGUGUACUUCCAGCGCCUAUGCUCCAGUAUGGAGGACGGAAUCGGACAGUAGCAACACCAAGCCAUGGAGUAUGGGACAUGAGGGGAAAGCAGUUCCACACAGGAGUUGAAAUAAAAAUGUGGGCUAUAGCUUGUUUUGCCACACAGAGGCAGUGCAGAGAAGAAAUAUUGAAGAUUGAAUUAGAGAAUCUCAUUAUCGUCAUCCUGCCAGGGAAGACCCCAGUGUAUGCGGAGGUGAAACGUGUAGGAGAUACACUAUUGGGUAUGGCUACACAGUGUGUUCAAGUCAAGAAUGUAAUAAAAACAUCUCCUCAGACUCUCUCAAACUUGUGCCUAAAGAUUAAUGUUAAACUCGGAGGAAUCAAUAAUAUUCUUGUACCUCAUCAAAGACCUUCUGUGUUCCAGCAACCAGUGAUCUUUUUGGGAGCAGACGUCACUCAUCCACCGGCGGGUGAUGGGAAGAAACCUUCUAUUGCUGCUGUAGUAGGUAGUAUGGACGCCCACCCGAGCAGAUACUGUGCCACAGUAAGAGUUCAGAGACCUCGACAGGAGAUCAUCCAGGACUUGGCCUCCAUGGUCCGGGAGCUUCUCAUUCAGUUUUAUAAGUCAACUCGGUUCAAACCUACUCGUAUCAUCUUUUAUCGGGACGGUGUUUCAGAGGGGCAGUUUAGGCAGGUAUUAUAUUAUGAACUACUAGCCAUUCGAGAAGCCUGCAUCAGUUUGGAAAAAGACUAUCAACCUGGAAUAACCUACAUUGUAGUCCAAAAGAGACACCAUACUCGGUUAUUCUGUGCCGAUAGAACAGAAAGGGUUGGAAGAAGCGGCAACAUCCCAGCUGGAACGACAGUUGAUACAGACAUUACCCAUCCAUACGAGUUUGACUUUUACCUCUGCAGCCAUGCUGGAAUACAGGGUACCAGCCGUCCUUCGCACUACCACGUUUUAUGGGAUGACAACUGCUUCACUGCAGAUGAACUUCAGCUACUCACUUACCAGCUCUGCCACACUUACGUACGCUGUACACGAUCUGUUUCUAUUCCUGCACCAGCGUACUAUGCUCACCUGGUGGCAUUCAGAGCCAGGUAUCAUCUCGUGGACAAGGAACAUGACAGUGCUGAAGGGAGCCAUGUCUCAGGACAGAGCAACGGGCGGGAUCCGCAGGCUCUGGCCAAGGCUGUGCAGAUUCACCAAGAUACCUUACGCACAAUGUACUUUGCUUAAAAAGUCCAAGUAUGUUCUCAGAGGGGGGCCUGGAAGAUGAGUCGACAUACGACGGAUGUUUCCGGUGGAGUCAGUUAGGUAGGGACGCCUCCAGCCAUACAGAAACCAACACUGUGUGUGGGUCAAGGUCUGAUCCUUCUGUCGAUACAAGGAAGAUUGUUUACUUCAUCAAGGAACAGAGCACCAUUAUGCAAUAUGAAACCAGCCAACUGCUUUUUGUGCGGUCUCCUGUAGGAAGUAUCGCAGUUGUUUGUUUUCACUUCUUGUAGUCUAACCCUUUUAAUGCCUUUACCUCAAGUUGCUUGGCAGCACAACUAUCUUUGCAAAAAAAAAAAAAAAAAGGGAAGAAAAGUACAUGAUGGUUUAAAAAAUACACACCUACAUGAAUAAUCAGAGUGAUUGUUCACAAUUAUGUGUGCAAAAAUUAAUGUGCAUUCAUAUAUUCUUGUAAAAGCUGUCUGUGUAUUUUUUUAAUAUAUACAUGCAUACUUGGUAUGCAUAUAUAUCUGGGUCUAGAUUGAUAAUGGAUAUGUAUGUGUCUGUAUCUGUUUGAUAGCUCAUUCCACUGGGGAGCCUGCUUUCUCUCUUAGUCUCCCGUCACUACACCUUUAUCUCCCUCUACCUCCCUUGCCUCAUCACCUACAUUGUUUUCCUAAUGCUACCAGUGACAUUCAAAUGCUCGUGUGUCUGGUCCAUUUGAACGUGAAGCACGGCAAGCUAGAGUUCUGUUUUACCUUGCCCACCCUUGUCUCCUGUCUCGUACACAAUCUCAGUGCUCAGCUCGCAGUCUGUCCUAUGGUAAUGUUGGUGUGUGUGUUCUGCCCUCCCCCACUCAGUAAGUACAUCCGCCACGUGGGCAGAGCGUGCGUGCGCAGUCGCGGCCUACGCCUGAUUUCCUUUAACGAGUUUUAUUAACGCUGCUAUAAAUAGACAACUUGUCAAAGUUGGACUCUCCCUCUGAUCCUGGUGUAUUCUGAAGCCUUCUGUUUGUAUGAUUAUACAUGGAAAUCCCUUAAAGCUCUUAUUAAGGGUAAAUAUUUUCAAAGAUUGGAACUCCGUAGGUAGAGUCGAGGCCUCUGAAAUCAGGUGGAGAGAGAUGCUAUUGGGAUUUUGUGUCAUCUUGCUUUGCUUUUUUGUUUUGUUUUGUUUUGUUUGCUAGUUUACUUGCUGCCUCAUACCUUAAUGUGAUUUUCAUAUAUAUAUUUUUAUAUAUAUGUGUGAAUAUAUAAACAUAUAUGUAUGUGUUUUGAAGUAUAGCUUCCUUUUCUUUCAUAUUUAUUAGAAUAGUACUUUAAUAAUUGUAGAACCAUAUUGGCAACAUCUUUUAUAGACAUAUAAUCAUGUUUAUUUUGAGAACUGGCAAGUCAUUUUGCUCUUUUAGUGCAAUAAGCAGUUUUAAAGGAAGGUUGUAUCAGUUAGGCAUCUUUACCUUGGAUAGUGGGGGGAACAGGCACCUCCGUAAUCAUGAAAGGGCAAAAUAAUACAGCCUUAAUUUCAGAAGGAAAGUUUUAUCAUUUUCAGUUUUAAAUAAUGACUUUUAAACAUAAUGAAACUGAAGGAAAUGAAAUUGCUUAAAUCAUUCUGACCUUAAAUAUUAGAAAUAAAGUUUAAUUUUGUUGUAAUGACAGUGAACAGCUUAAAAUUUAGAAGAUAUUUAAAAUUUUUGGAAAUUGAUCAUGUUUAAUGAUAGAUGCUCAUUUUCACUUACUAAAAUGGAUCAGGAAAAUGCAGGAUGAUAUUUAAAGUCUUUUUUGUUAAUUUAUAAUCAGUGUAACUUUCCUUUUAAAAUUAAGGUGAUGAUGACAAAGGAAGUUAGGACCGCAAUCAUUUUAAAUUGCUUAAAUCACUGAAAUAUGGGAAAAGUUUUACAAGACUUUUGUUGUAUUGAUUUCACUUUAAGGUAUUAAAAAGUACUAUAAAAUAGCUGUCAAAACCGGGUUCAUCAGUAACAUUGGAUUCAGGGGAACUUUGCACUUUGUAACUCAAGAAAAUUACAUGUUGACCUUUUUGUUGCACUGGUUCAGAGUAUAGACACUACAAGAUUGUUUCCAGUGGGCAUUGUUAGCCUUUCAGAAUUCCACCUGCACAUGAAAACUAAUGGAUGUAGGUCUUUAGUUUCUCUCUUACCUAUAACCCACUAUUAUUGCCAAUUUACUGUAUUUUGAGCCUAAAAUCUGAGCCCAUGUCCUCCAACAGGCAUGAAGUUGUUUGUCCCUCUGCCAGAAAACUAAGAAAGUACUGUAUUUUGUAUGUUUAUUUUGAGAUGUCUGAAAUGUAAUUUACAACACUGUUUUGAAGUGCUUUACAUAAGAUAAUGUUUGUAUGGUUUAUACAUUUUUUUUCUCCCAGCCUUCUCCGAUGUCCUCCCGAAAAAAAUCCUAUAAAAUAUGUUUGGCUUUUUUACAUUGAAAUUUUACUGAAUAUAGUCAGAAACAUGGGCAAGAGAAGAAAAAAGUAUAUCGUGGAUGAUAAAAACUUGCUCUCUGCUUGCUCAGUAUGAGUUAAAUAUCCUUUAUCAGCGGGAGCCACACAAGGUCGUGUGUGAAACUUUAGGAACCGCAGCUAUCCUUCCCCUACUUAAUGCUCCGCCAGUUUUUACAGUCACUUAGACUCACAUAUGCUAAAGUUAAGCCCAUGCUUUAAAUCUAUUUGG
This is a messenger RNA of Tupaia belangeri chinensis (Chinese tree shrew), 5254 nucleotides long. It is a transcript of the gene AGO3, whose product is annotated as argonaute RISC catalytic component 3. The coding region runs from base 148 to 2601 and encodes 817 amino acids. Gene Ontology annotation, molecular function: protein binding; RNA binding. Lineage: Eukaryota; Metazoa; Chordata; Mammalia; Scandentia; Tupaiidae. The record is from RefSeq and is a predicted model, not a curated record. The transcript is spliced from 20 exons.